Papaver somniferum (opium poppy) is the source of this 3076-nucleotide messenger RNA. RefSeq names its product beta-galactosidase 10-like. The record is from RefSeq and is a predicted model, not a curated record. Gene Ontology annotation, molecular function: carbohydrate binding; beta-galactosidase activity. The coding region runs from base 203 to 2779 and encodes 858 amino acids. NCBI's taxonomy places the organism in Eukaryota, Viridiplantae, Streptophyta, Magnoliopsida, Ranunculales, Papaveraceae. Gene Ontology annotation, biological process: carbohydrate metabolic process. The transcript has 19 exons. Gene Ontology annotation, cellular component: vacuole; cell wall.
ACUAUCGUCUUAAACGCAACUAUCUUAAAGUUGAUAUUGACGUCCACUUACAUUAUAUGCUAGCCACAUUAUUACUGCUUCUCUUCUACCUCAUUUGAUGCGCAUCUUGUACUAGUACUUUCAUUUUGCUAUUAUAAAUAAGCUUCUGGUUUUUACAAUUGAACCCGGAGAAACAUUGAACUUGUUAUUGUUGUACUCCAUUAUGUCUAGUGCUAGUGAGAUUAGGCUGUUAUGUUUGGUUUUCUUCUUAGUAUUUUCAUCAUUUUCGUUAGCUUCUAAUGUUACUUAUGAUCAUCGCUCUUUGAUUAUCGAUGGACAAAGAAAAUUGUUCCUCUCUGCAUCUAUACAUUACCCUCGCAGUGUACCAGCUAUGUGGCCAGGACUAAUUAAGACGGCCAAAGAAGGAGGGAUUAAUGUGAUCGACACGUAUGUGUUUUGGAAUGGGCAUGAACUUUCUCCUGGAAAUUAUUAUUUCGAUAAGCGAUAUGAUCUGGUGAAGUUUGCAAAGAUUGUGCAACAAGAAGGAAUGUAUUUGAUUCUGAGGAUUGGUCCAUUUGUUGCUGCUGAAUGGAAUUUUGGGGGUAUACCUGUUUGGCUCCAUUAUGUGCCUGGAACUGUCUUUAGAACUGAUAACGAACCCUUUAAGUAUUAUAUGCAAAACUUUACUACAUAUAUAGUGAACAUGAUGAAGAAAGAGAAACUUUUUGCAUCACAGGGAGGCCCUAUCAUCUUGGCCCAGGUGGAAAAUGAAUAUGGAGGAGAUCUUGAGAGAGUCUAUGGAAUCGGUGGCAAGUCAUAUGUAAUGUGGGCAGCAGAAAUGGCUGUUUCUCAAAAUAUAGGUGUGCCUUGGAUAAUGUGCUGGCAGUAUGAUGCACCUGAUCCAGUGAUCGAUACCUGCAAUUCAUUUUACUGUGAUCAAUUCAAGCCCAAUUCUGACAGCAAGCCAAAAAUUUGGACUGAGAACUGGCCUGGAUGGUUUAAGAAAUUUGGGGAAAGGGAUCCUCACAGGCCAGUUGAAGAUGUUGCUUUUUCCGUUGCCCGUUUUUUUCAAAAAGGUGGUAGUGUACAUAAUUACUACAUGUAUCAUGGUGGAACAAAUUUUGGUCGGACUUCAGGAGGACCUUUUGUUACUACUAGCUAUGAUUAUGAUGCACCAAUUGAUGAAUAUGGAAUUGUGAGGCUUCCAAAAUGGGGACACCUUAAGCAACUCCAUGAAGCUAUAAUGUCAUGUGAGCAUGCACUGCUUCAUGGUGAACAAACCCUUUUGUCGCUUGGUCCUUCUCAAGAGGCUGAUGUAUUUUCUGAAGCUUCAGGAGCAUGUGCUGCCUUCCUAUCUAACACCGACGACAAAAAUGAUAAAACAGUGACCUUUCAGAAUGUAUCAUAUCACCUUCCAGCUUGGUCAGUCAGCAUCUUACCCGACUGCAAGAAUGUCGCAUUUAACACGGCAAAGGUUGGAUCCCAAAGCUCCUCAAUGGAAAUGGUACCAGAAAAUUUGCAGGCCUCACCAAUGCAGUGGAAUAUAUUUAUGGAAAAAGCGGGGGUCUGGGGAGAAGCUGAUUUUAGUAAACAUAGUUUGGUAGAUCACAUAAAUACCACUAAAGAUACUACCGACUAUCUUUGGUAUACAACAAGUGUGUACGUUUAUGAAAAUGAGAGCUUCUUGAGUAAUGGAACCCGUCCGAAGCUUGUAAUUUCAUCGAACGGUCAUGCUCUAUAUGCUUUUAUCAAUCAGAAGCUGGAAGGAGAUUCUUUAUUUAGUGAAGUUUCCAAUAUGAGAACUAGCGCUUCUGAAGAUAGUGCAGGUUUAGAUUCUAAAUUUGAAAGUCUCGUUAAUUUAAAGGCUGGGAAGAAUGACAUUGCGAUUCUUGGCAUGACAGUGGGAUUACAACAUGCAGGGCCAUUUUAUGAUUCAAUACCGGCAGGGCUAACAAGUGUCAAGUUGGAGGGGUUCAAUAAUGGAACCAUUGACUUGUCAUCAAAUGCUUGGAUCUAUAAGAUUGGUUUAGAAGGAGAGCACUUAAAGAUAUACCUUCCGAGUGGUUUGAACAGUGUGAAGUGGCAGCCAACCUCAGAGCCACCAAAAAAUCAGCCUCUCACGUGGUACAUGACCGUAGUGGAUCCUCCACUUGGAGAUGACCCGGUUGGUCUGGACAUGAUAGAUAUGGGGAAAGGCCUUGCUUGGCUGAAUGGAGAAGAAAUUGGAAGAUACUGGUCAAGGCGAUCCUCUAUAUAUGAUAAUUGCACCACCAGCUGCGAUUACAGAGGCAUAUACAAUCAGGACAAAUGUCGCACUGGUUGUGGUGAACCAACUCAAAGAUGGUACCAUGUUCCAAGGUCUUGGUUUAAGCCAUCUGGAAAUAUUCUUGUGAUUUUUGAAGAGAAAGGGGGAGAUCCAAGUAAAAUUAAAUUCUCAAGACGAAAAGUAACUGGUGUAUGUGCUCUAAUAUCGGAGGAUUAUCCCUCUUUAGAAUACGAAUCAUGGAAUGAGGACAUGACAGUGAAAAAUGAAAGCAACCCAACUGUCCAUCUGAGUUGUCCCAAGGGCACAAUAAUAUCUGCAAUAAAAUUUGCAAGCUUUGGGACCCCUACUGGAGAAUGCGGAUCUUACAGCGUGGGAGACUGUCAUGAUUCUACUUCACUUUUAAAGGUUGAAAAGGUCUGCUUAAACAAGCAAGAGUGUGCUUUAGCGUUGUCAAACAGGAACUUCAAUAUGACUUUAUGCCAUGGCUCGACAAAGAAGCUUGCCGUUGAAGCUGAAUGUAGUGGCAGCAGCUGAUAUUUAAGCUAUACCAGUGAGCACAAAAUUUGGUGGUUUACACUCCAUAGACCACCUCAAUAAGAAAAUUGUUAGGGGGAUGAAUGACCCACUACUACUAGAGCGAAACCCGACUUUACUCUUAUCUUUUUGCUCAGUCCUAACUUGAAAAAAAUGUAAUUCGUUGUAUGUUAUUUUGAAAGCAGUUUCUGUUAAACUAUCAACUGAAAUUGAAUGUCUUAACAUCGCUAAAGAUGUUUCUCAGGUAUAGAUACUUGCAAUGUGUCAGGUUGUGUUUCUUCAUUCCUUGAGUUGGAA